Messenger RNA from Spirodela intermedia, 791 nucleotides. NCBI's taxonomy places the organism in Eukaryota, Viridiplantae, Streptophyta, Magnoliopsida, Alismatales, Araceae. The record is from the annotation of a GenBank genome assembly.
AUGGACGACUUCCUGCCGGAGCUCCUCUGCCUCCACCCCUCCGACAUGGUAAUCACCACCCUCCCCUCUCUCUCUGAGACCAAACCCUCCCUCCACCUGAAGAUCUGCCUGUCUUCCCCAGGAACACCUGCUCUAUGCCGGAGAGGAUGACCUCUUCAAUGCCGACACAAUCGAGCCCAGAGAUCACCCCGCGGGCUUCAAGAUCCCCUGCAUCCAAGUCAACGACGAGGCUUAUUCCCCAGCCACCUGCUCCAAGACCUUCACAGUAAGCUUCUUUCCAUGAAAGAAACGAUUUUGACCUGCUGGGCGACGAGGAUUGAACCUCGGUGAUCUGAUUCCGGCUUCCGUCAGAGCCCGAAAGAUGGUCCAAGCGCCGCCCAGCUUGCCCACGAGAGAUCGCCGCCACCUGCAACGAGAGACAGCAUCGAAGAGCGCCGGAAGAAAAUCUCCAGGUACAUGAAGAAGAGGACCAGGAGGAACUUCGGGCGAAAUAUCAAGGUAAAUAAAUGUCCAUCUUCCCCAUCCCCCAAAAAAACAAGGUCGAGAGCGAGAGAGAGAGAGAGAGAGGGAGGGAGGUCAAAGGGUGUUCAAGAAACACACCAAAAGUAGAACUUCAUUGACCAAAAAGGUAGACUUUCGUAGCUCAAAGAGCCCACUUGCUUACUUCAUCUGGAGCUGUUGCUCUCCCUGUGCAGUAUGCCUGCAGGAAGGUGUUAGCAGACAGCCAGCCGAGGGUACGUGGAAGAUUUGCAAAGGCCAAAGUGCAUGAGAUGACAGCCACGGCGCCAUAA